UGCAACUCAAUAUUAGGAAGGUGUUCCCAAUGUUUUGUACACUCAGUGUAGCAUGACCAUACUAUUUUUAAGGUCCCCGUCUUCAGUCAGAUGUUCGUUUCACAUACACAAAAAUAAAAUAAGCAUUUAUGAUGAUCUUCAUCCAAUUAUUAUMCAAUUAUACAAUUACCGUGCCAGCCCUAAAUUUGAAAUGAGGCCUAAUCGGGAGCAAACAGAAUUUGGGUAAAUUUUUCUUUCAAUUCCUAGACAAUUCCAACCUCUACAGUUAUUUGCUGAGYUACCUUCUAAGGAGAGCAAAUGAAGGAUGAAGAGAUUCAAAUAAAUAUUCAGAGCUAUCUUUAAUUGGCUGACAAAGGCGUAUCGUAAUUUGCUACUUUCGCAUGUGUGUGACGGAUUUGGGUAUUAGCAUAUUACAUGGAGGCUAUUACCGCCACUUUUAAAAGCCUCUUAAUGUGAAUAAACCUCCCCCUCCACCCAAAUGACCCCCAUCCAACUGCCAUGUUUUAUCACUAUUCAAAAUGCAGCCAAACCCUGUUGUCAAAUCAGUGUGGGCUUCUUGUUCUUUUAUUGGUGCGAUGAAUGGCAGAGACACCUUAUUCACUCCAGAUCAACGUCAUGUGCUUUUGGUUACUGCUCAUUAAUUUGUAGGCUUUAGCUACCUUAAAUGGCAGGACAUGACUUUGUCUACCUAGCAUAUGCCAUAUACUUAGACCAUGUAUACACAGCCUCCUUUUCUGCAGACGUGGGUAAAACUGAAUCAUUGUUCAGUGUUUUACUCAGAACCGAGCUCUGGGGUGAAGUUUCCCCUAGGUACAGAUCUGGGAUCAAAAAUCACAACAUCAACCAUUAGUGAGUAAAAGUCUAAACUGACCCAAGAUCAGUGUAGGAGCAACUUCAUCCUACUCCCAGAAGUGACUGAUGGGAUGCRAAUGAGAAGAGGAAUGGCACAGAUGAGGAAGUCGGGAUGUGACGGGAUAAGGACUAACUCCCGGACUGAGCUGCGGGUCCCACAGGUGUCGGCUAGACAGGAGAUCCUCACCAGCCUAGUGUCUGCGCUGGACUCAGUGUGUACGGCCAUGUCAAAGCUCAAUGCCGAAGUGGCUUGUGUCACAGUGCAUGAGGACAGCGUGAUCGCCGUGGGAACAGAGAAGGGAAGAGCUUUUCUCAACUCACGGAGGGAAAUACAAACAGAAUUCCACAAGUUUUGCAGGGUGCCCUGUCUGCAAGGGCUGACCACAGUGAAUUCCCAUGCCAAAGUCCAGGAGAGUGAAUCCAGCAAGCUUGGCAAAGAGGGCGGGCACGGCAAACAAAGGGCAUCAACAGAUGCCCACUCUAACAUCUUUGUCUUGAGGAAAAUGGUGGAGGAAGUCUUCAGUGUGCUUUACAGUGAGGCUGUUGGAAAGAGCAAUAGCCUGGUCCCUGUGCCUUAUGAGUGGAUCCUGAAGGACCCCAGCUCUGUGGUGGCCCACGGCCUGCCUGAAGGGAUCGCCCUGAGGAAACCUGCUGAGUAUAACACCAAGACCUUAAUGAAGAUUCUGGAGCAGAGCAACCGCAUCUACUUCACUGUCAAAAGGGGAACAGAGGAGCCUUUGCGUGAGACUAAGUCCAGUGCCGGCAACGUCAGCAACCACAACUCCUUCUCGGGCAACACCAAGAUCCUAGCCAAACACGGCCCAGCCUCCAAGCCUGCCUCCACCGCCCAGGAAUUGUCCACCGCAUCAGUCUCGGCCAGCAACUCCAUGCUCUCCAGCUUCCUGUAUGGCAUGCCCAUGUCUUCCCUGCCGCACCCUGACGGCAACCCCACGUCCCUCCUCAACCUGGACAGAGACCGCCUGGGGGCCUGGGUGGCAGGGGUGGAGAAAGGGACGGCCGCCAAGGACAGUUCCGACAAUGUACUCCAAGGGGAGUUGGGCCAGAGUCCUCCCAGCAUCCACGUCUCCAAGCGCCUCCUGUUUUCCCUCGUACAUGAGAAGUCAGAAAAAUGGGACUCGUUCAUUCGAGAGACAGAGGACAUCAACACGCUGAGAGAAUGUGUGCAGAUCCUGUUCAACAGUCGCUAUGCGGAGGCCCUGGGGUUGGACCACAUGGUUCCAGUGCCGUACCGAAAGAUAGCCUGCGACCCAGAGGCUAUGGAGAUCAUUGGCAUCCCAGACAAAAUCCCCUUCAAGAGGCCCUGUACCUACGGAGUACCCAAACUCAAACGCAUCCUGGAGGAGCGCCACGGGGUCCGCUUUGUAGUGAAACGAAUGUUUGACGAAAGGAUUUUCACAGCUGCUGGUAAGGUGGCCAAGGAGGAGGGGAAGCAUGACAUAAACUCCACCUUUGAGGAUGGUUUCCCUGACAACUUCCAGGUCCCGUUGGCUGCACUGGAGCUGGUCACCAAUCCUCACAGCAGCAGAUCUACAAGCUCUUGUGUGAGUCCAUUGGCUGACUGCGAAGCAGGGCCUUCAGGAGAUUGUAUUMCCUUGAAAAAGAUUAAAACGGAACCCCCAGAUGGGGAAAUCAUCCAGGUGACUGUACCAGAUGCCAGUGUUUCAGUGGAGGAGCCAAGUGAGCCUCAGGCUGACCCAGUUGCAGCAGCAGUGUUGGCAGUGGCCACCCUGGCGCAGGCUUCUUCCUGCCGCCCUUUGGAGACCCACGCAGCUGAAGCACUUUCAUCUAAACCAGCUUCUCAAGGCCUCAGAAGAUCUUCUGAAGGAAAUCUAGCUGAGGACAUAGGUGAAAUGAUCCUCCAGCUUCGGAGGCAAGUGGAAAGCCUAUUCAGCACUAAGUAUGCCGAGGCCCUUGGACUACCUGAGUCUGCAAAGGUGCCCUACUCCAAGUUUCAGAUGUACCCAGAGGAGCUGUGUGUCACAGGGCUCCCAGAGGGCAUGACUUUCCGUAGGCCCAACUGUUUCGGAGCGGCAAAGCUGCGCAAGAUCCUGGCCGUUGGCAGCCAGAUCCACUUUGUUAUCAAAAGGCCAGAACUGUUAACAGAUCAAGUCAAGCUAGAACCGCCUCCUCUCCCAGCCUGUGAUUCAGACUUUUUUUCCACAGACCUGGACUCCAAAGAUGCUUUGUCAGAAGACGUAGGGGCUGCAAUGCAGAGACCAAGCUUCCCAGAUAGCUUAGAGGCCAAGCUGUCUAGGAUUGACCUGGCCAACACCCUGAGAGAGCAGGUCCAGGACCUAUUCAACCGGAAGUAUGGGGAGGCACUUGGCAUCAAAUAUCCCGUCCAAGUGCCUUACAAGAGGAUCAAGAGCAACCCGGGCUCGGUGAUCAUCGAGGGCUUGCCCCCUGGCAUCCCCUUCAGAAAACCCUGUACCUUUGGCUCGCAGAACCUGGAGAGGAUCCUGGCAGUUGCCGACAAGAUCUGCUUCACCAUCACCAGACCUUUCCAAGGACUCAUCCCUAAACCAGCACCUCGUCGGAUCACUUUAUUGAAGAAGGCCUACGCCUCAAUAAGUGAUGAGGAAGAGGUCAACUCCAUCGGUGAGAAAGUGAUCCUUCGCGAGCAAGUGAAAGAACUCUUCAACCAGAAAUAUGGUGAUGCUUUGGGCCUGGACCACUCUGUCCUGGUCCCAUACAAGCUGAUCCGUGCCAGUCCCGAGUCUGUGGAGGUUAGUGGCCUUCCGGACGAUAUUCGCUUCCGAAAUCCCAACACUUACGACAUAGUCCGCCUGGAAAAGAUUCUUCAAGCCCGAGAUGAGAUCAACAUCAACAUCAAAAGCCAGCUACAGCCUUUUGCAGAAAUAUGCACCCAAACAUGUAACACAGAAGAGAAAGCGGUUUCUACCAAUCGACGCAAACGCAAAAGAGUCCUGGAGAGCAGCCGGGUGUCCUUACCCUCCGAGUCAGGGGUAUCAACCAAUCAGAUUCCAGUGAUGCAAUGGCCCAUGUACAUGGUGGACUACAGUGGAGUGAAUGUGCAAGUCCAUGGGAAGGUGAAAUACUAGAAGAGGAAAAAGAUGCUAUGCUACAGGAAGAGAAUAGACAUGAGAGGACUUUAUCAAAGCUGUACUUAUAACCACAUCUCCAAGUUUCAGCUUUGCCCGUGUGCUGUUGCUUAAAUAAUCUUCUAACUGAAAAUAUAGGUUUGGAUGUGUGUUUUGGARUGGUGGCGAUUGCCAAUAUUAGGUGGCUUGGGUGGAAAGGUGAGGAGGAACUAUAGAAUCUGUGCAUAAUUUGUUGCAGGAUGCUUUCUUUUCUUUUGUCUUCCCCCACAAGUCCUGAUGGGGCUUUCUUGAUACAMCUAUUUCAAAAGUGAUUACAAAAAACGCUAUUCAAUCCGACUGGGGUUAUGUUAUGGCACUAAGCUUAUGGAACUCACAAUUACUGAAGUACUCACUAUUUUAAAUAAUUUUUAUCAGAUCCAACAUGGAGACUUUCGUURUGGGGUGUAACUACGGCACAAAUGUAUUGGAUCAAUCUGGUUUUACAACAUUCAGAUAUUUGUAUGAUUAUUUAUUUAUUUAUUUUGAAGAUGRAAAAAAAAAAACAUGUGCAGGGAUGUAAAUUACAAUGUUCAGUAAUCUAAGUACUGAAUCAAAUGUCUCUACAACGCUAACUACUACUGUAUGUAACUCAAAAAGUAUAUCAAUUGAAAUAUGUUUGCCUUCAGGUGUGCGUUCCGGUAUUCUCCGUGGUAGGAAUAACCCAAGGUGAUAGCAUUAUAUCUAAGAAAACAUUACAUAUUUUGUAUAACUACAUGGCUUUUCUUUUAUCACAGUACUUGUACAUGGAGUUGAGAUUUCUCAACUCGGCUUUUCUUAUGUUUGUUCCACAUCUGCGCUAAGUUGAAAUGUCUCAUUAAGUCAACAUGAAUGUAACGUGUGUAAAAGAAAGAAUGGUCUGUGUUAUCCUGUAACGAUUGUCUCUGGAUUCACCAGUAUUUAUAUGCUGUACCUUAAUGCCAUUUAGGCCUUUGAAAUAAAAUGUGUUGCCUUGCACUUUCAUUGGACUGCAGUGACUUUGUGUGUGAUGAAUGCAAGUUAAAAAAAAUAAAAAUUAUUCGAAAGGAAGUUUAAACCUA
Messenger RNA from Salvelinus sp. IW2-2015, 5011 nucleotides. RefSeq names its product general transcription factor II-I repeat domain-containing protein 1. Gene Ontology annotation, cellular component: nucleus. The record is from RefSeq and is a predicted model, not a curated record. Lineage: Eukaryota; Metazoa; Chordata; Actinopteri; Salmoniformes; Salmonidae. Gene Ontology annotation, molecular function: DNA-binding transcription factor activity.